GUGGUUGUGCUUAGUGCCUCAGCAGGGACCAGGACGAGAUGCAGAACGACGCUGGGGAGUUCGUGGACCUUUAUGUCCCUCGGAAAUGCUCUGCUAGCAACCGAAUCAUUGGUGCUAAGGAUCAUGCUUCCAUUCAGAUAAACAUUUCCGAGGUGGACAAGGUGACAGGCAGGGUGAAUGGCCAGUUCAAGACUUACGCCAUCUGUGGCCCCAUCCGGAGAAUGGGUGAAUCAGAUGAUUCCAUUUUGCGUCUGGCGAAAAAUGAUGGAAUUGUUUCCAAGAACUUUUAACUGAAGAAACUCCAGUAUGGAACAUGUGAAAUAAACAGUUUAAAACUGUA
Molecule: messenger RNA, 340 nt
Organism: Ficedula albicollis (Collared flycatcher)
Lineage: Eukaryota; Metazoa; Chordata; Aves; Passeriformes; Muscicapidae
Gene: RPS21
Product: ribosomal protein S21
Exons: 5
Coding region: 39-290 (83 amino acids)
Biological process (GO): endonucleolytic cleavage to generate mature 3'-end of SSU-rRNA from (SSU-rRNA, 5.8S rRNA, LSU-rRNA); endonucleolytic cleavage in ITS1 to separate SSU-rRNA from 5.8S rRNA and LSU-rRNA from tricistronic rRNA transcript (SSU-rRNA, 5.8S rRNA, LSU-rRNA); translation
Cellular component (GO): cytosolic small ribosomal subunit; ribosome
Molecular function (GO): structural constituent of ribosome
Source: RefSeq, a predicted model, not a curated record